Molecule: messenger RNA, 3008 nt
Organism: Centropristis striata (black sea bass)
Lineage: Eukaryota; Metazoa; Chordata; Actinopteri; Perciformes; Serranidae
Gene: ndrg4
Product: NDRG family member 4
Exons: 19
Coding region: 139-1539 (466 amino acids)
Biological process (GO): positive regulation of ERK1 and ERK2 cascade; brain development; signal transduction
Cellular component (GO): cytoplasm
Source: RefSeq, a predicted model, not a curated record
AGACACACACACCCGUACACGGCGACGUACACUAUUCUAAUCCUCAGCAGCUUGAAGGACGCAUACACAAGCACAGAGAGCAGAAAACAACCAAAAACCAGACUGUACCAAGUGGAAAAGAUCUGAACUACACUACAGAUGGGGCCUGGAUUGUUUUGGAACUUCCCUCCCAAGGCUGGCUGCACGGUUCCACAGAGCCUCCUGCAGACCAUGUUGCUGUCCAGGAUGGCGGGGAUGAAGGAGCAGCAGUUCACAGAGGAGAAGCCCCUGCUGCCGGAGCAGCGUGGAGUGGACUCAGACAUGCAGGAUAAAGGAGAGGAGGCAUCGGGGGGGUUACCGUGCCCCGCCAGCCCCGCGCCCCUUAACCAACCCCCUCCCCCCAGCCGCCAAACUCACCGCUGGCAUGUCAUCGCACGGCACUGGCUCCGCCAGACCCGCAGUCGGACCAGCGGGGUCCUCCCGGAAAGUUGUGAACAGCUGAUGCCAAUAGGGGAUUGGAAGGAACAUGAUAUUGAGACCCCUUAUGGGAUGCUGCACGUGGUGAUCCGGGGGGCACCAAAAGGAAACAAGCCUGCAAUCCUCACCUACCACGAUGUGGGACUGAACCACAAGCUGUGCUUCAACACUUUCUUCAAUAAUGAGGACAUGCAGGAGAUCACCAAGCACUUUGUGGUCUGCCAUGUUGAUGCCCCAGGACAGCAGAUUGGAGCAUCACAGCUGCCACAGGGAUACCAGUACCCUACUAUGGACCAGCUGGCUGGGAUGCUGCCCACUGUGGUGCAGCACUUUGGAUUUAAGAGCAUCGUUGGGAUUGGAGUCGGAGCAGGAGCUUACAUUCUGGCCAAGUUUGCUCUGAUCUUCCCAGACCUGGUGGAGGGUUUGGUUCUGCUCAACAUCGAUCCCAACGGCAAAGGCUGGAUUGACUGGGCUGCCACCAAGCUCUCAGGUCUGACCAGCGCUCUGCCAGAUACUGUGCUGCCACAUCUUUUCAGCCAGGAGGAGCUGAUGAACAACACAGAACUGGUGCAGAGCUACAGGCAACAGAUCAACAACACCGUCAACCAGUUCAACCUGCAGCUUUUCUGGAACAUGUACAACGGUCGGAGGGAUCUGGAGAUGAAUCGCAGUGGGACGGUGCUCAACGCCAAGACUCUGAAGUGUCCUGCGAUGCUGGUUGUGGGAGACAAUGCCCCAGCUGAGGAGGGAGUGGUCGAGUGCAACUCUAAAUUGGACCCAACCAACACCACCUUCCUAAAGAUGGCUGACUCUGGUGGACUCCCCCAGCUCACACAGCCUGGGAAGCUGACUGAAGCCUUCAAGUAUUUCCUGCAGGGAAUGGGCUACAUCGCUUAUGUGAAGGAUCGGAGGUUGAGUGGAGGGCCAGUGCCCUCGGCCAGUAUGACCCGCCUGGCUCGCUCAAGGACGGCCUCCCUGACCAGCGCCAGCUCCAUCGAUGGGUCUCGCUCUCGGGCCUGCACCCAUUCUGACAGCACGGAGGGAGUCGGCACGGUCAGCCACACCAUGGAGGUGUCCUGCUGAGGAGUCGGCCAGCCACGGACAGAGGGACGGAGGGGGGUAGAGGGAUGGAGAGAGAAAGAGCAAGACGGAGGGGAUGAUGGCAAAAAAGAGAUGAGGGAGAGGGAGGUAGAGAAGAGGUCUGAUUACCUCUAGAUGGUAGAAUGAGGAGGAAGGAAAGUUCAUGGACAAGGUGAAGGCAGCUCUCUCUGUCUUCAUCAAGCUCCUCCAGAUCCCUUUGUCUGCCAUCUUCCUUCCUCCUACACUGUAAAAUACCAUAUGUGUUGCUACUUAACCCCCAACCACACCUUUGAAUAUCCACCUCAACCCCAGCACUUAAAGAUGUAGGCAACUGUUUUUGUUCUUGCAGUGUCAUUCUUGUGUUUGCUAACUGUCUCCUCAUUCUUUGCCUGCCUGCCUGCCGACCCCGCCCCCCCAACCUCCACCUCUCGGUAAAAAAGGGAGCAACCCUGUCCGUCAACAGUCCAUCUAUGAUAUGAGCUGAAGGUGAAAAUGCAGGAUAUAACAAGAAAAAGAGGCUUUUAGGUGGUCCUAUAAUGAAAACAUUGUAAAGCAUUUUAUGUUAUUGUUGACGCAUGGACACAAUGAGAGAAUCUCUCUCUGUGUUGUUUCUAGGAGAUGCACAUUUCUCUCUAUGAGUGACUGGUGAGUGUCAGAGGGUGUGUCCAGAAUUUGACAGACAACAGAACACAGCCUAUUGUAGCCGAGUCCACCUGUACUGCUUGUAGAGGAUUAUUUGUCAGCUUUUUUAGUCUAAGACCAAAGCUAGAGUACAUCACACUGAUUUAAAGUUGCACUUGGUCCAAUUUAACUAAAUUCUGAUUGGGAAAAAAGAAUAAUAUCAUCAGCAUACAUCCUAUUUAGGCUGCCAAUGGUAAGCACACUGAGACCUAGCCACUACACCAGGGAGCUUAGCUUAGCAAAAAAUGUGUCGCUCCAUCCGUUUAUAUUGCUUUUACCAAGAUAUUCUGUAUGUGAUAUGGCCAAGGAACAACCUUUUGGACUGAUUUCCUGUUGCCGACCCUGCCUGUUUUGGACUUAGCUCUGUUUGAACAGUCUUGAUUUAAAGCAAGAUGACAAUCAGUGAAGUUCAUUUAUUGUUUAGUAUCAAAUAAAAAUUUGAUAAGCAAGAGCUGGAAUUGGACUUGUGAUGCAAGAUUAUCACAAUAAUCAGGACAAUAUAGAUUCUUAAUUCUCUAUCUAGGAAAAGAUAAAUCACAACCAAACUGUAUCUUUGGAGCACUCUUUCCAAGAGAGCUCUGUUCAUUAGGUGUGUGGAACAUGGAAACAUGGAAAUCACAUCAUUCAUGAUCAAAAUUUAAAUCUUCCCCUAUUUCUGCUAUUUGAAGCCACAUUAGUGCAGCUUUAAACUGUGUGUCAUUGCACAUUUCUAAACCAUUCCACUACAUGAAUAGGCUAGGAUAUGUAUUUAUUACAAUGUACUGAGCAUGCAUGUGAAUGUUAAAAUGUAU